UUCUUUUGUUAUAUAUAUUUCACAGGAAGGUUCUCGAGCAGGCAAGGCCAUGUCAAGGCUUAGAUGUGUUCUAAGAGGACUCGAUUUUAAAACUUUUCUGUUUCUCUUCACUCUCCUCCCAGUCUUCAUCUUCGGCAUCUAUCUACACGGCCAGAAGAUUACAUAUUUCUUGAGACCUCUAUGGGAAUCACCUCCUAAACCUUUUAACAUCCUUCCCCAUUACUAUCACGCCAACACUUCCAUGGAAAUGCUCUGCAAUCUUCAUGGCUGGAAACUCCGUGAAUCUCCAAGAAGAGUCUUUGAUGCUGUCUUGUUCAGUAACGAGAUCGAUAUGCUCACUCUCCGUUGGAAUGAGUUAAAUCCUUACAUUACUCAGUUUGUGCUUCUCGAAUCUAACUCAACUUUCACUGGACUGUCGAAACCGUUGGCUUUCGCAGACAACCGGGAGAAGAAAUUCAAAUUCGUCGAGUCAAGGCUGACUUAUGGGCACGUUGGAGGAAGGUUCAAGAAAGGCGAAAACCCCUUUGUGGAAGAAUCAUUCCAAAGGCUUGCACUUGACCAAUUGAUCAAGCUCGCAGGUAUAAAAGAAGAUGAUCUUUUGAUAAUGUCGGAUGUCGAUGAGAUCCCCAGCGGUCAUACCAUCAAUCUGCUUAGAUGGUGUGACGGAUUCCCACCGAUCCUUCAUCUUCAGUUGAGAAACUACCUCUAUUCAUAUGAGUACUAUGUCGAUAGCAAAAGCUGGAGAGCUUCGGUUCAUCUCUACAAGCCUGGGAAAACUCGGUACGCUCAUUUCCGGCAAAGCGACAAUCUUUUGACAGAUUCAGGUUGGCAUUGCAGUUUCUGUUUCAGACACAUCAAUGAUUUCGUGUUCAAGAUGAAAGCUUAUAGCCAUACUGACCGGGUUAGAUUCUUACAUUAUCUGAACCCGAGACGAAUCCAAGAUGUUAUCUGCAAAGGAACUGAUCUUUUCGAUAUGCUUCCUGAAGAACACACAUUCAGGGAGAUUAUCGGGAAACUUGGUCCGAUUCCACGGUCUUAUUCAGCUGUUCAUCUCCCUGGAUACUUGAUUCAGAAUGCUGAUAGCUACAAGUACUUGUUACCUGGGAACUGCAAACGAGACACUGGCUGAUAAAUAAAGGACAUCUACUUAU
Arabidopsis arenosa is the source of this 1151-nucleotide messenger RNA. NCBI's taxonomy places the organism in Eukaryota, Viridiplantae, Streptophyta, Magnoliopsida, Brassicales, Brassicaceae. The record is from the annotation of a GenBank genome assembly.